GGUCCUGGAAUGUGCCGAGGGGCGUGGUGACAGCCCCUGCCACUGGCCUCUUUGCGCAACACCUUGGCUAUAUAACCGGCCGCCGCACUGCACCUGGGUGACUGCCUGGUCCACUGCCUGCGCAGGGAGCGCUGACCAUGGCUCCUUGGCCUGAGGUGGAAAACGCCCAGCCCAACCCAGGUAAAUAUAUCGGAGGCAUCACAGAUGGCCAACAGCCCCCCACAGAUGGAAAAGGAAAGGAUCCCAACAAAAAUGUCGCAGGGACCGCUGACACAAAGGUUGAACUUCAGUCAUACCACUCCACCGCCACCCUGAUAGAGGAGCACUCUGGCGUUGAAGACCCCUGGGACCUGCCCGAGCUUCAGCCCAAGGGGAUCAGGUGGUCGGAGAGAGACACCAAAGGGAAGAUUCUGUGUUCCCUGAGACAGAUCGGGAGGCUCGUUCUGCUCCUGAUGUUUCUCUACCUGUUCGUGUGCUCCUUGGACAUCCUCAGCAGUGCCUUCCAGCUGCUUGGAGGAAAAAUGGCUGGGAAGAUCUUCAGCAACAACACUAUAAUAUCCAACCCCCUGACGGGUCUGAUGAUCGGCGUGCUGGUGACUGCUUUGGUGCAAAGCUCGAGCACCUCCACAUCCAUCAUCGUCAGCAUGGUGGCCUCCUCACUGCUGUCGGUGCGGACUGCCAUCCCCUAUGUCAUGGGAGCCAACAUUGGAACUUCGAUCACCAACACCCUCGUGGCGCUCAUGCAGGUGGGAGACCGGAAUGUGUUCCGAAGGGCUUUUGCAGGGGCCACCAUUCAUGACUUCUUCAACUGGCUCUCCGUGCUGGUGCUUCUGCCCGUGGAGGUUUCCACCCAUUACCUGGAGGCCCUGACCAACCUGAUAGUGGACUCCUUCAAUUUCAGAAGUGGAGAAGAUGCCCCGGAACUUCUUAGAGUUAUCACGAAACCCCUUACAAAUCUCAUUAUCCGGCUGGAUAAAAAGGUUAUCAACCAGAUUGCAUUGAAUGACUCAACAGCUAAGAACAAGAGUCUGAUCAAGAUUUGGUGCAAAACUUUGACCAACGUGACUCAGGUGAAUGUCACCGUCCCCUCGAUUCAGAACUGCACCUCGCCCAACCUCUGUUGGACAGAUGGUAUCUACACCUGGACCAUCAAGAAUGUGACCAUCAAGGAGAAUAUUGCCAAGUGCCAGCACCUCUUUGUGAAUGCCAAUCUCAUGGAUGCUGUUGUUGGCGUCAUCCUUCUGGUUAUCUCCGUGCUGAUGCUCUGUGGCUGUUUGAUCAUGAUCGUCAGGCUCCUGGCUUCUGUGCUUAAGGGACAAGUAGCCAUUGUCAUCAAGAAGACCAUCAAUACUGAUUUCCCUUUCCCCUUUUCCUGGCUGACUGGCUACCUGGCUAUCUUAGUGGGGGCAGGAAUGACCUUCAUUGUGCAGAGCAGCUCAGUGUUCACGUCUACUUUGACCCCACUGAUCGGUGUUGGAGUGAUAAGUAUUGAGAGGGCGUAUCCACUCACACUGGGGGCCAACAUCGGCACCACCACCACUGCUAUCAUGGCCGCCUUGGCCAGUCCAGGCAAGACCUUGAAGUCUGCACUCCAGAUCGCCCUGUGCCACUUUUUCUUCAAUGUCACGGGUAUCCUUCUGUGGUACCCAAUCCCGUACACUCGCCUGCCCAUCCGCCUGGCCAAGGGACUGGGCAACAUCUCAGCUAAGUACCGCUGGUUUGCCGUCUUCUACCUGGUCAUCUUAUUCUUCCUGUUCCCGCUGGCCGUGUUUGGCCUCUCGCUGGCUGGCUGGCCAGUGCUAGUGGGCGUGGGGGUGCCCAUCGUCCUCGUGAUCCUUCUGGUGCUGGUGCUCAAGCUCCUGCAGGCCAGCUGCCCCCGCAUCCUGCCCAAGGUGUUCCAGACCUGGAACUUCCUGCCCAUGUGCAUGCGCUCGCUGAAGCCCUGGGACGUUGCCAUCUCCCUGGCCACCGGCUGCUGCAUGAGGAACUGCUGCUGCUGCUGCCGCAUCUGCUGCCGCUUCUGCUGCUCGCUCUGCUGCCCCAGGUGCUGCCGCUGCAGCAAGUGCUGCCGGGAGCCCACAGAGGAGGAGGAGGAAACCCAAAUCAAGGUCCCCGAGUCCUUUCGUACCAUCUCUGUGGUUGUGGAGGUCCCGGAAGGGGUCCUCAAGUCCCCAGAGGAACCCAAGUCCCAAGAGGACACCCUGAACACAAACACCACCUCCAGCCUCACAGCCUUGUAGGGGCUGCCCUUAGGUAGGAGGAGGGGCCCCAAGUCUCCCUGGCUCCCUCCUUGGUUCUGCAACGCCAUUCUCCACUUUGCUGAGAAAUGGCAUCAACAUCAACUCUGACUCUCGUUCCCCUUUGCGCAUGUGUCAGCCUGCCUGGUCACUCUGGCUCCACCCCUUCUCCCUGGGUCUCCCACUCCCAGGAAGGUGCAGAAAGAAUUAGACAAUGACACCUGGCUAGAUAACGAUCCCCUCCACCCACCCAUCCACCCACCCACCCACCCACUCCUGAUGGGCCGGCCAAUGGGACUUAUUCUCAGACGGAACCAUCUUCUGAAGUCCCAAGGGAAGAAUUUAUGGAAGGUUCUCAAAGAUGCACACACCUAGGCUUUUCUUAUUGUGAUAAAAUUCUCCUUCACCAAAGCCUGGCUGCAACCCAGAGCAGCUGCCACCCAGGCGUCCUCACCCCAGAGCAGGCCAGUUCAGGGCAAGAGGCCUUGGAGGAGGACACAGGCAUGGACCUUGCUCUCUUCCCAGUGGCCCCCAAAGCCCCCUCUCCUGGGCAGGUCUGGCUAGUCCAAGCAUUUUUACCUGCUGAGUCUUUGAGUUUCCAGGAGUCAGGAUGCACUUUGACCCACCUGUUGCCUCUUGAGAUCAGGUGUCAGCAGGGUCCGUGUGUGUGUGUGUGUGUGUGUGUGUGUGUGUGUGUGUGUCCAAGGGAAGUGCUCCUUCUUGCUCCACAUGCCCUCUGUGCCUUCUAGCGCUCCAGUAUUUACCCCUUUGCCCUCCUCAUCCCUCACCUCUAGUUCUCCCUGGAGAGGAAGCUUCAGCCAGGUCCGGGGAGGGGGAGCUAUGCCACAGCGCAUCUGUCAUGACAGGCCGGGACACCAAACCAAGCCCUCCCCUGGCCUUCCCCCGUGUAGAUACCAAUUCCCUAACUAACAGCCAUUUCUACGCCAUAUUUAUAGCCGUGCACCUGUACAGCGUUUUUAUAAGUUAUGUAGUAAUAGUAGUGGGACUUGUUUGGGGCUCUCAUUUGGAAAUGUCAAGGGAAACAAGACCCUCUGUAUUUUGUAAUGCUGGCUUUUCAACACGUCUCUGUUAGCUCUGCCCAUGCCUCCCUGUAAAUACAAAAACUGCGGCCCUCUUUGUAUUCUACAAAUUGGAUCCUUGUACCUGUAUUGAUUGUAUUUUUUUUAACUGGUUGUGGGAAGGGAAAAAUAAAGGUGAUCAAACCC
Molecule: messenger RNA, 3463 nt
Organism: Pipistrellus kuhlii (Kuhl's pipistrelle)
Lineage: Eukaryota; Metazoa; Chordata; Mammalia; Chiroptera; Vespertilionidae
Gene: SLC34A2
Product: solute carrier family 34 member 2
Exons: 13
Coding region: 138-2240 (700 amino acids)
Biological process (GO): sodium-dependent phosphate transport; intracellular phosphate ion homeostasis
Cellular component (GO): brush border; vesicle; apical plasma membrane
Molecular function (GO): sodium:phosphate symporter activity
Source: RefSeq, a predicted model, not a curated record